AUGCUGACCUUGGCAUUGCUCUCCAUUGCCGGCACUGCCCUCGCAUCAAUAGAGGGCAACAAGGCUUAUAUGACUCGUCCUCUCAUCGCAUUCCUCAGCUGGCCCGUGACCAGAUGGGAGUAUCAUGAUGGCCAGCUCAAUUUUCCUUACGGGGUAGCUUCCGGUGAUCCAUAUCCCAACUCUGUCAUCCUCUGGACACACCCAGUUCCUUCCACCGACGACUUCCGACCUGUCUGUCUCGAGUAUCAAGUCAGCAAUUCGAACAGCUCUUGGUCCGAGCUCGUCACUUCGGAUCAAGUCUGGACGACCCAAGACGUCGACUACUCCUACAAGGUAGAAAGAAGCUGGGAACCUCGAGCCGAAACAGACGUACUUCUAUCGCUUCGUCAAUUGCGCCGACAAAGACAACGUCUCGCCGACUCCUUAUCUUUUGCUGUCUAUUCUUGCUCAAACUACCCCUUCGGUUUCUUCAACGCUUAUGGCAAUGCUGCUCGCCGAGAUGAUGUUGACUAUGCUUUGCACGUUGGUGAUUACAUAUACGAGUAUCAGGGAGACGGAUGCGAAGAUGGCAACACGUGCUACCGUGAUGGGCGUGAUAUCGAUCGCGUCCCCCUCCCCAACCACGAGAUUCUUACCUUCGACGACUACCGACAGAGGUACAAGACUUACCGCUCCGACCCCGACCUCCAGCUCCUCCACCAAAAGCACGCCUGGCAGCUGAUCUGGGACCACCACGAAGUCGCCGAUAAUACCUGGAUGUCUGGUUCUGCCGAUUCAAACGACACUAUCACCGGGACUUAUUACAAUGUAUCUUUUACGCAGAGGAAGGCGAAUGCGGUCAAGGUCUACUUUGAAUGGCUUCCCAUCCGAACGGUGGAGACGGAUGAUAGUUUGAGAAUCUGGAGGUCUUUCCAGUUCGGUACCCUUGCCGACUUCUACAUGCUCAACACUCGUCAAUACAAUCGUGACUUGACCGACCUUUACUAUAACAGUAAGUGA
Molecule: messenger RNA, 999 nt
Organism: Cryptococcus wingfieldii CBS 7118
Lineage: Eukaryota; Fungi; Basidiomycota; Tremellomycetes; Tremellales; Cryptococcaceae
Exons: 7
Coding region: 1-999 (332 amino acids)
Source: RefSeq, a predicted model, not a curated record